AUGGCAAGACUCGUUGCUGUUCUUCUUCUGUUGGCUCUUCUUCACCCAGUCCUCAGCAUCCAAUGCUACCGGGUGGACGAGUUCCAGAAGACAGUCGUCGACGGUGUGUCCGUCUGUAUGGCCCAGUUUGACCCACAAGAUGGAACUUCGUCGUUCUCGGGACUUCAGAAGUUACCAAAGCACUUCAAGCAUCAAGCGGACGGGUGUAUCCUCACGACCCAAAAAAGCCAGACAGGGGAAGUCUUUCCUCUUUGGGAGUGCAUCUGCUCCACCGAGCUCUGCAACAUCCCAAUUUCUUGGAAGCAAUUCAAAUCAUCGGGUUAUACCAUGCCAUGA
Caenorhabditis remanei is the source of this 336-nucleotide messenger RNA. RefSeq lists its product as uncharacterized. Lineage: Eukaryota; Metazoa; Nematoda; Chromadorea; Rhabditida; Rhabditidae. The record is from RefSeq and is a predicted model, not a curated record. Bases 1 to 336 code for a protein of 111 amino acids. The transcript has 2 exons.